GGCAUUAAAAUUUAUUCAGUCACUUAAACUAAAAACACAUUCGACAAAUAGACUAAUAAUCACUUAUUUAUAAAACAAUCCUGUGACGCUUUUUACAAAAUACUUUCACAAUGUCCGCCGAAGUUGAGGAGAUGCUGAAGCGCUUUAGUACCAUGAAGAACAUUGUUGGCAUCGUUGUUGUGGAUUACGAUGGCAUUGCCAUCAAAUCAACCUUGGAUAACACAAUGUCAGUGCAUUAUGCAGCCCACAUGCAAUUGCUAACGGAGAAGGCUCGUCAGGUGAUCCUCGAUCUGGAUGCCACCAACGAGUUCACAUCGAUGCGAAUCCGUACCACAUAUUUUGAGAUCAUACUCGUGCCACUUGAGCACUACUUUAUAGUUGUCCUCCAAAAUCCCUGUGACUAACUCUUUGAUCUUUUAAGUGUAAUUUAUUUUUUUCAA
Molecule: messenger RNA, 440 nt
Organism: Drosophila nasuta
Lineage: Eukaryota; Metazoa; Arthropoda; Insecta; Diptera; Drosophilidae
Gene: robl22E
Product: dynein light chain roadblock 22E
Exons: 1
Coding region: 111-404 (97 amino acids)
Biological process (GO): microtubule-based movement
Cellular component (GO): cytoplasmic dynein complex
Source: RefSeq, a predicted model, not a curated record